Fimicolochytrium jonesii is the source of this 3235-nucleotide messenger RNA. RefSeq lists its product as uncharacterized. The transcript is spliced from 10 exons. Lineage: Eukaryota; Fungi; Chytridiomycota; Chytridiomycetes; Spizellomycetales; Powellomycetaceae. The coding region runs from base 186 to 3098 and encodes 970 amino acids. The record is from RefSeq and is a predicted model, not a curated record.
UUUCGAAGCACCAGGCGGUCAGGCAGAGAUAGUAAGCUCAGACAACGGUAGUUUCAGUUUGAGAAUACUUUUCUUUCCACGCCACCAUCCUGUGAAGCCAAAUUAGCUGCUUCCGUUUUGGUCACCGGCUUUACGAAGGACAAUUCUAGAGACUGAUAGCUCAACGGAGGUUGCCACUCGCAUAGAUGGGGAAGAAGAAAGAGGUUCCUCCGAGCGAAGCUCCCCAAGCAGCACCUCCAGAACCGAAGCAAUCAUCCGGCUUCUCAUUCUUCAAAGGCAAGAAGAAGAAUGGAUCGAACAACACCCCCGAAGUCUCGGCUCGCUCGCUCCCCAGAGACAGCAACACUAAUCCACCGAACGACAACUCCAAUUCGGGACCUUAUCAGCAAGGUCCCUAUGCUGGCCCCAACGAUCCCAAUCAGCCGUACGGGUAUGGGUACGAAUAUGGAUAUGACCCUAGAUAUCCCCCUCCUCCCGGUGAAAACGGACCGCCGGGAGGCCCUCCGCCGCAGAUGAUGGGAGGUGACCCCAACUAUGAUCGGAACGGAGGAUACAACGGUCCUGCGGCGGAUACCCCAGUGCAGCAGACCGGCCCACCACCACCCGACAACCGCCCGCCAGUAGAUUUUGACUGGCGUUCACAGGCCAGGUUCGAGCAACUGGGCCCGAACCAACAGCCGCAGAGUCCGUUUGGAGACCCGAGUCGUGCAAAGGUGCCGUUUGACCCGGACCAGCCGAUUCGUGGAGGCAAGAUGGGUUUGGGAGCGAUUGAUGAGAGUGGGCAGGCGCUUGCGGAGGAGGGGUCGCCGGAUGAUAGGUUUAGGGAGCAUCCGGGGGCAUCUGACCAUCAUGUUCCGCCAAAGAAGAAGCCACUUGCUGCGAAGAAACCGGUCAAAGCCGAGCCGAAGCCGGAGAGUGAACCUGUAGAGGCGCCGCCCGUGGCGAGCAAACUGCCGGCGAAAAAGGGCAGACAGCCUUCCGAGCCGGUUGCGGCGGCCACACCGGAGCCGGAAUCAAAGGCGGCAAAGCCGUGGGAUAAUAAGAAGGCUACUCCUGUGCAUCGUCCAUCAGUGUUGGAUGAGCCAAAAGCGGAAGAAGCAUCGCUCGUAAAUGCUAAGCUGCCAAAGCAUUUACAGGGCAAACUAGACCGGCAGAAGAAGCAAGCCGAGGCGGCUCCUGGGCCUGCCAAAGACGUCGCGCUCCCGGAUGUAGCAGCGUACCAUGAUGCAGCUACCCCGGAUGUAGAAGCGGAGCCUGCGUCAAAGCAUAGGGCAAAACCUCCCGUCAGGGCCCCAGCUGUUGCUGCCAAGCUGCCACCCACGGAAUCGAUGAGCAAACCUCGUGCUCGAUCCCCUUCCAGCAACGCUCCGCAACGCAAAGCGCCGUCGCCAAUCAAUCUCCCUCGACCUCGCAGCUCGACCAAACGGCGCGUCUUCUUUCCCAAAUCACGCAUCCCGACUCUCAAAGCCCGCCGCCAGCAACAGCAACUUCAACGCCGCGGUCUUGCGUUCCAGCCCGACCAAAUGCUAGAUACUCUGCAGACCCUCGCCGCGAAUCACGCGAAAGUCAGCGACUCGAUCGUUGCCACGUACGGACCGCGGCAGCAGGCGCCUGGGUAUCGCAAGGCCAGCGAGGCGAUCUUGUCGAUUCCGAGUAUGCCACUCGAGCAGAAGGUGAUGAUGUUGUCUGAGCGGUUGGACGAAGAGGAGGAGGAAGUGAGGAAGUUGCAUACGGAGAAGACUGAGUAUGGGCGGCAGGUCGUGUCGUUGAGGAAACGGAUGCAGAGGGAGGUUGAGAGGUCCAAGCCGUUACCCAAGGUCAUCACUAUGGUGCCGCCUAGCGUUGAGGCCAAUCUGAACCUCCGAUACCAAUUCAAAAGAUUGGUGGACCACGAACGAGAGAAGACGCAGAAGUUCGCAGAAGAGAACAAGCACUUGACUGCCCGCGUCAAGGAACUGGAAGCAAAACAAAACGCGACCAAACACCCGCCCUCAUCCGCUUCCAACUCGCACCGCAACAACGAGAUCGUCUCCUUGCGCAAGCGUCUUCGGGAGUCCGAGACAGAGAAGCGUCGACUGGAGGAACUCGUGCACAAAGUGCAAUCCCAACUAGCGAAAGAAUCAAAGGAGAAAGAGAAGAUCGACAAGGAUCGGGAAGCGAUGCGGCAGCAGUUCACUCAUCUGCGAGGAAUGGAUCUGGAGGUUGGGAUGGAUUCAACAGCGGCAGGGCUUGGAGGGGUGUUAAGUCGGAGGGCGUCAGCAAGGUUGGAUGUGGAGCAGGAUGUGAAGAGGCGGGCUCCGGUGAAAAAACUGGGAGAUGGAUUGCGACACCAGGCGAAACCAGCAGGGGAUGAAAGGCAGCCGGAGGACGAGCUGGCUGGACCGUCGACGCAGUUGGCAGAACAGAGGAAAGGCGCGGGUGAGCUUGGGAAAGCGCAGAAUGAACGUACCGUCGCCGGAAAGCCUGUGCGAAAGCCCGUGGUCCAUGCAAGGAGCCAGGUGCCUGCGCAACCUUCCUCGAAUGCAGCAGAGGAUCCAACCCAGGAAGGACAUACAGAGGAGCCACGUAAGCCGCAGCGGUCGGCAAAACGACCGAAAGCUAAGCAGGACAGGGAUGGUGAGCAGGACGAGGACCAGUCGACCGGAAGCAAAGGAGACCUAGCUGGAGACGGCAAAGGCAAACUUCCAGGAGUGUUCCGCACAGCUCCGGACCGGCAGCGUUCCGUCCUCGCCAACCUCGAUCGAGACCUGCGCGAAGCCGGCUCUCUCAUCGACUCCCUCGACCAGGACCUCGUACGCGCUGCCGAUCGAACGCGCCAACGCCGCCCGACAGGCGAGAUCGGAGCAUAUGGAUCCGAAGAUGACGGAGGCGUCGGCGUGCCAAACAGCAGAUACGAUGAGUAUGAUCGGCACAAGGGCUCGGAGGCGUUGGGCGCUGUUCCGGAGUUACCGCGACAGCAUCGACCCCAAGAAGAUGAUGGCGAUGAGAGGAUGCGGUCGGCGAAGAUCAGAGCGGAGUACAAAAUCUGGGUGGAGAAGAAGAAGCAGGAGGCGGCGGCGGCGGCGGCGCAGGCCGGUGGGCCAAUACCAAACAGAUAAGGCAAAAAUAGUAGCAGCAAGAUAGUUCCGAGGCUAAUAUAGUGAUAGUUGCCCCGACUCUCCGAUAGUGAUUUCUCGACAGAAGUGACAGAACUAGUAUCAUAGGACAGCUCGCUAGGCUGCAUGAGAUUCUAUGA